AUGUUGCAAAGAGUAAUAGAGACGACAACGACGACGAUACCCCGAACUAUCAUAGUCAAACUAGCCACACCAUUACUUCGAGAUACAUUUUUGGCGAAGGUCAAACGAUUUAACAAGGCAAAUCCAAAUGAUAAAAUUAAUACUAACCACAUAGGCAUUGGUGGAACUAAAAUGCCCGUUUACGUUCUUGAGCAUUUGUCUCCUACAAACAAGAAAGUGCAUGCAGCAGCCCGACAAAGAAAGCCCGAUAAAGAAUUGAAAUUUGUAUGGAUUAAACAAGGUUGA
Arctia plantaginis is the source of this 285-nucleotide messenger RNA. The record is from the annotation of a GenBank genome assembly. NCBI's taxonomy places the organism in Eukaryota, Metazoa, Arthropoda, Insecta, Lepidoptera, Erebidae.